This is a messenger RNA of Heteronotia binoei (common prickly gecko), 3011 nucleotides long. RefSeq names its product glutamyl-tRNA amidotransferase subunit B (gene GATB). Bases 5 to 1666 code for a protein of 553 amino acids. NCBI's taxonomy places the organism in Eukaryota, Metazoa, Chordata, Lepidosauria, Squamata, Gekkonidae. The transcript has 13 exons. Gene Ontology annotation, molecular function: glutaminyl-tRNA synthase (glutamine-hydrolyzing) activity. Gene Ontology annotation, biological process: glutaminyl-tRNAGln biosynthesis via transamidation; mitochondrial translation. The record is from RefSeq and is a predicted model, not a curated record.
GAAUAUGGCGGCCCCCGUGAUAGGCUGCAGCCGCGGUUGGUUUCUAGCUCAGAAUUUCAGCUUUGGGAAUGUCGCUGAGCUACGCUGCCGGAAAAGUUUGGUGCUUGCUAGUAGGAGCGCAAGCAAGACUGCGGCGAAACAGAACCGUGAUGUUCCCUGGGCAGCUGUGGUGGGCCUGGAAAUUCAUGCACAGAUCUCCUCCAACUCAAAGCUCUUUUCUGGUUCACAAGUCCAGUUUGCAGCACCACCUAAUUCUUUAGUAUCAUUCUUUGAUGCUUCUCUACCAGGAACCCUACCAGUUCUCAACAGGAGAUGCGUUGAAGCAGCAGUGACAACUGGCCUUGCUCUGAACUGCACCAUAAACAAGAAGUCCUUGUUUGACAGGAAACACUAUUUCUAUGCAGAUCUGCCUGCUGGCUACCAGAUCACUCAGCAAAGGCUUCCCAUUGCGGUGAAUGGGAGACUGUCAUACAGCCUGUGCACAGGGAAAAACCAAAAUGAACUGGUAACCAAGACUGUGAGAAUCAAGCAGAUACAGCUGGAGCAAGACAGUGGAAAGAGCCUUCACGAUGACGUAAGGCAGCAGUCACUUAUUGACUUGAACAGAGCAGGAGUUGGCCUCAUGGAGGUUGUCAUGGAGCCCGACAUGUGCUGUGGGAAAGAAGCAGCCGCUGCAGUAAGAGAGCUUCAGCUUAUCCUUCAGGCUCUUGGGAGCAGCCAAGCAAACAUGGCAGAGGGUCAGCUGAGAGUUGAUGCCAACAUAUCUGUACACCAUCCUGGACAGCCAUACGGAGUGAGGGCUGAAGUAAAGAAUAUUAACAGUGCCCGCUUUCUUGCCAAGGCAAUAGAUUAUGAAAUACAAAGACAAAUUAAUGAACUGGAGAGUGGAGGAACAAUCCUGAAUGAAACCAGGGCAUUUGAUUCCAAGCUUGGGCGCACCAUAGCAAUGAGAGAUAAAGAAGGAAAACAGGACUACCGGUUUAUGCCAGAACCAAACCUUCCUCCAUUGAUUCUGCAUGAUACUAAAUCUUUGCCCACUCACACAAGCCAUCUGGAAGUGGUGAAUAUUGAUCAGCUUCAGGAAAAGCUUCCUGAUCUCCCCAGUGUGAAGAGAGCAAAGCUGGUGGAACGUUAUGAGAUUCAGCCUCAGCACAGUUUCACCCUAUUGAAUGAAGAUGGCCUAAUGGAAUUCUUUGAAACUGUGAUGACAGCUACACAGAUGAAUCCUAAACAAGUUAUUGGCUGGAUUCUGAAAGAGAUUCUUGGCUAUUUGAAACAGCAUAACCUAACGGUAGAGGAAAGUCCAGUCAGCCCUCUUCUUUUGGCUGAACUUCUGAAUCUUCUAGAAAGUGGAAUGAUUUCCUCUUCAGCAGCCAAAAAAGUGUUGAAAAUAAUGUGGAACGGGGAGGGGAAAUCUCCAACUCUGAUUGUCAAAGAAAAGGAACUUGAACUGAUUCAAGAUCAGAAUGAGCUUGAGCGCAUCUGUCAGGCUGUGAUAGACAGCCAUCAGAAACAGGUGGAAGAGAUUAAAAAGGGAAAGAAAAAAGUGCUGAAUAAUCUGAUUGGAGAGGUUCAAAGAGCAACCAGACAAAGAUCUGAUCCAGUCUCUGUUAAACAAAUAUUGGAGAAACAGCUGUUGUUGCAGCCCACAAAAAAAACUCUUUAGUUCACAUCAUCUCUGCAACUGUAGCAACCAAACUGUUGUAGAGGCUUUACUACUUGGUUGAUCACUGAAUCAAAUGAUAGUAACUGCUUUUUGAAGACAUCUGUCAAGCCAGAGAAUAAGGUAUCCAGUGAAAGAACUAAGCUGUGGUGAGACCAGGUCUUUCCUUGUAAAGUAAUUUGUUUGUAAAAUAAUGGAAAAAGACAGGCGCUUUCAUUUAAUUAUAUAGGUCUGAUACUCAAGAUAACAGAAAAAAAUCCCAUUUCCUUGCUUGACCACUUAAAAUCAAAUUAAUUAAGUGGGGGAGGGUUGCAGAGAACCACCAAAUCCUCCUCUGCUCCACUCAUUCCACCCUUGUGCCGCCACACAGAAGAUAUUCCAUUUGAAUGGGUAUGAUACUACUAUUUCCUCAGCAACAUCCUGUCCAGCUCCCAGCAUGGUCCCUGGAGCUUUGUACCCCUAAUCUUUUUCUCAUCUCUCAGCCAACCAUACCAGGUAUGGCAUACAAGCUUUCUUCUAGUGUCUCUGGACUAUGAAUUCCAUCUACCUCAGAUUACCUGCAAAUGGCUGUAGUAUUUUUUUUCACUUGUUUCUCUCAAAAUGAAAAGGGAACAAAGAAGUCUGAAUUAGUAAGAAAGUCUGUAGUUUUGAACCUCUGAUUAAACUCUUCAAUAUGUAAAUAAGGUAUUAAAUAUAAAUUAUUUCACAAUUACUGUAAAUUAAUCUCCCUCAGGUCAGUAGUCAUACUGCAUCACAUUUAACUCCUUAGGCAAAUGAAAAAUUCUUUUUGACUCUGACCUCUGUCUUGAAUGGGGAAGGAAGAAAUUGCAUUCCUCUAGAGGACAUUUCUCUUCAUUGAUCUACUGUUAAAUAUGGAUGUUGUGGUCUCUGCUUUUUCAAUGUAGUAAAUAAAAAGCCCUGUUAAGAGCAAAGUUUGUUUAAAACACAGUCUGAAAAUUUGUUGUGCUAAGAGAUCAUAGUCUUGCAACUUUUACAUUGUGGAACAAAAUGCCGCCAAGCAGCUUAAAGCGGAUCAGUUGCAUUCUCUCUGGAAUGUUAAGCCGACUCCUCCCAGAAUUACCCUUUAUUCAAUGCAUCAAGCACUGCUGAGAAGAAAUAUUUUGCUUUUGGACUCAAGCCAAGAGAAGCUAUGAUGAGUCUUUCAAGCAACGCCUCCAGGUUUCUAACAAUGUCUUCAGACUUCUGGCCACAUCGAAAGAAAGCAACUGAGAUUUGUAGAGCAGCAAAUGGGCAAGUGAAAAUGUUUGAAAUGUUCAAUUAAUGAAAUGAAAUGUUCAAUGAAUAAAGUUGUAUGCAAGAAUAAUUAAAGAUUUUAUAAACAAUAAAA